This is a messenger RNA of Carassius gibelio (silver crucian carp), 3709 nucleotides long. Its product is annotated as titin-like. Lineage: Eukaryota; Metazoa; Chordata; Actinopteri; Cypriniformes; Cyprinidae. The record is from RefSeq and is a predicted model, not a curated record. The transcript has 2 exons. Bases 424 to 2910 code for a protein of 828 amino acids.
GCUGCCAGUCUUUGUUUUCCUGGGUGUUCCCUAGUGAGCUCACUUCCCCUUAGGCACUUCACCAUAGGCACUUUAAUUCCGCCAGUCUGGUUGUGUCUUCACAGUAAUUGCACUCCAAUUAGAAUCGCACAGGUGUUGACAAUACUCUGUCAUUAGUUUCCCUAUAUAGAGCUGUCUUUCUCUGUUGUCAUCAUGGAGUCCUUACCCUAUGGGUCUCAUGCUCUCGUUCCCCCGAGACUUCCUCUACCUUCUCAUUCUUCCGAGUUCCCCGUUUCAUCCGGUUCCCUCUUUUGGUUACGUUUGUCUCUCAUGACUGUUUAUUUUUGUAGUUACCCCUCUGUUUAAAUAAAAGCCCUUACCUGCAUUUGGAUCUACCCUCUCUUUGUGUUUUCCCAAACCCAACCGUGACAGAAGGACUCCAUCAUGCCUAGAUCCAGCGGUGUGAGAUUUCGAAUCGGUUCCCCAGCCACCAUGGAGGAACGGAGGGGGAGAUUCCGGAACUUAACCACCCUUCAUCAAGAGGGAAGGGAGGUGGGUGGCCUGGCGCAAUUGUUUUGGACUUUGGCAGUCGGGUUAGGUUACAAUGAUGCAGCACUAAAGGAUUGGUUUAAUAAUUGCCUGGAUGAUCCUUUACCUCAAUGGGAGAUGAAGGGGUUAGAGAUCCUGGACUUUUGGGGGUUUACCAAUUACCUGCACCAUCGUGCUCAGUGGAAUGCAACAACCACACCAGAGUUUCCAGACAAGGCUGCCAGCUCAGCCCCACAACCCAAGAUGGCCACCAGCCCAGCCCCACAGCCCAAGAUGGCCGCCAGCCUAGCGCCACAGCUCAAGAUGGCCGCCAGCCCAGCACCACAGCACAAGAUGGCCGACUCAACGCCACCGACUCUCCAUCGUAGAGGGCGGAGGAGGAGACAGGCAGCUACUGUUCCUCAGGACCCGGAGAAUGUUCCCGAGGCGGUGCCCGAUGCUGUUCCCGAGGCGGUGCCCGAUGCAGUUCCCGAGGCGGUGCCCGAUGCUGUUCCCGAGGCGGUGCCCGAUGCAGUUCCCGAGGCGGUGCCCGAUGCAGUUCCCGAGGCGGUGCCCGAUGCAGUUCCCGAGGCGGUGCCCGAUGCUGUUCCCGAGGCGGUGGCCGAUGCUGUUCCCGAGGCGGUGGCCGAUGCUGUUCCCGAGGCGGUGCCCGAUGCAGUUCCCGAGGCGGUGCCCGAUGCGGUUCCCGAGGCGGUGCCCGAUGCGGUUCCCGAGGCGGUGCCCGAGGCUGUUCCCGAGGCGGUGCCCGAUGCUGUUCCCGAGGCGGUGCUCGAUGCAGUUCCCGAUGCUGUUCCCGAGGCGGUGCCCGAUGCUGUUCCCGAGGCGGUGCCCGAUGCUGUUCCCGAGGCGGUGCCCGAUGCUGUUCCCGAGGCGGUGCCCGAUGCUGUUCCCGAGGCGGUGCCCGAUGCUGGUCCCGAGGCGGUGCCCGAUGCAGUUCCCGAGGCGGUGCCCGAUGCGGUUCCCGAGGCGGUGCCCGAGGCGGUGCCCGAGGCUGUUCCCGAGGCGGUGCCCGAUGCUGUUCCCGAGGCGGUGCCCGAUGCUGUUCCCGAGGCGGUGCUCGAUGCAGUUCCCGAUGCUGUUCCCGAGGCGGUGCCCGAUGCUGUUCCCGAGGCGGUGCCCGAUGCUGUUCCCGAGGCGGUGCCCGAUGCUGUUCCCGAGGCGGUGCCCGAUGCUGGUCCCGAGGCGGUGCCCGAUGCAGUUCCCGAGGCGGUGCCCGAUGCUGUUCCCGAGGCGGUGCCCGAUGCGGUUCCCGAGGCGGUGCCCGAUGCUGUUCCCGAGGCGGUGCCCGAUGCUGUUCCCGAGGCGGUGCCCGAUGCUGUUCCCGAGGCGGUGCCCGAUGCUGUUCCCGAGGCGGUGCCCGAUGCGGUUCCCGAGGCGGUGCCCGAGGCGGUUCCCGAGGCGGUGCCCGAUGCUGUUCCCGAGGCGGUGCCCGAUGCUGUUCCCGAGGCGGUGCCCGAUGCUGUUCCCGAGGCGGUGCCCGAUGCGGUUCCCGAGGCGGUGCCCGAUGCUGGUCCCGAGGCGGUGCCCGAUGCAGUUCCCGAGGCGGUGCUCGAUGCUGUUCCCGAGGCGGUGCCCGAUGCUGUUCCCGAGGCGGUGCCCGAUGCUGUUCCCGAGGCGGUGCCCGAUGCAGUUCCCGAGGCGGUGCCCGAUGCAGUUCCCGAGGCGGUGCUCGAUGUUGUUCCCGAGGCGGUGCUCGAUGUUGUUCCCGAUGCGGUUCCCGAGGCGGUGCCCGAUGCGGUUCCCGAGGCGGUGCUCGAUGCGGUUCCCGAGGCGGUGCCCGAUGCGGUUCCCGAGGCGGUGCCCGAUGCGGUUCCCGAGGCGGUGCCCGAUGCUGUUCCCGAGGCGGUGCCCGAUACAGUUCCCGAGGCGGUGCCCGAGGCUGUUCCAGAGGCGGUGCCCGAUGCUGUUCCCGAGGCGGUGCCCGAUACAGUUCCCGAGGCGGUGCCCGAGGCUGUUCCAGAGGCAGUGCCUGAUACAGUUCCCGAGGCGGUGACCACAAGGCCGUGGUGGUCUUCUACUCCGCCCUGGGGGACUCUGGCGGUGACCACGAGGACGUGGUGGUCGUCCGCUCCACCCUGGGGGACUCGGGCGGUGACCACGAGGACGUGGUGGUCGUCCGCUCCGCUCUGGGGGACUCCGGCGGUGACCAUGAGGACGUGGUGGUCUUCUGCUCCGCCCUGGUGGACUCCGGCCUCGACCACAAAGACGUGGUGGUCUUCCGCUCCGCCCUGGAGGGCUUUGACUUUGACCACAAGGCCGUGGUGGUCUUCCGCUCCGCCCUGGUGGACUCCGGCCUCGACCACAAAGAUGUGGUGGUCAUCUGCUCCGUCCUGGUGGACGCCUCAACAUGCCCUUCAUGGACUUAUGUUUUGUGUUUUUUGAGUUCUGUUUCUGUCUGUUCCUUUUAGUUUAGUCUGGCCCUCCUUCCCUCCCCCUGAGCCUCCACCUGUCCGCCUCCCUCCUGGACUCCUUGUUUUGUGUUGCACCUUUCCAUUCCUCCUGGUUGCUCCUGUCCCUGUUUUCUGUCCCUCCGUCCCUCCCCCUGGUCCGCCGCCGUUCCACCUCCCUCCUGCCUCUUUUUCUGUUGGGGUUUUCCUGGGUUUAGGUGGAGCAUCUGGUAGCUGCUCCGUAGGGAGGGGGUAAUGUCACGCUGCCAGUCUUUGUUUUCCUGGGUGUUCCCUAGUGAGCUCACUUCCCCUUAGGCACUUCACCAUAGGCACUUUAAUUCCGCCAGUCUGGUUGUGUCUUCACAGUAAUUGCACUCCAAUUAGAAUCGCACAGGUGUUGACAAUACUCUGUCAUUAGUUUCCCUAUAUAGAGCUGUCUUUCUCUGUUGUCAUCAUGGAGUCCUUACCCUAUGGGUCUCAUGCUCUCGUUCCCCCGAGACUUCCUCUACCUUCUCAUUCUUCCGAGUUCCCCGUUUCAUCCGGUUCCCUCUUUUGGUUACGUUUGUCUCUCAUGACUGUUUAUUUUUGUAGUUACCCCUCUGUUUAAAUAAAAGCCCUUACCUGCAUUUGGAUCUACCCUCUCUUUGUGUUUUCCCAAACCCAACCGUGACAAUAGGUCUUGAAAACCUUUUGUAAAGUGUUUUUUUUUAAAGUAAAACACAAUACUGUCAAUUACAUUCAGAACACUGGAAACACUGACUAUUAGAAAACAUCUCUCUGUUGCUUCAGAGGCC